Stegodyphus dumicola is the source of this 396-nucleotide messenger RNA. RefSeq lists its product as uncharacterized. Lineage: Eukaryota; Metazoa; Arthropoda; Arachnida; Araneae; Eresidae. The record is from RefSeq and is a predicted model, not a curated record.
AUGUUUAAGAACGAACGUAUAGAUAUUGAUGACACUGAGCGCGAUGGAAGACAAUCAACUGCCACAAAUUCUGAAAUGUCUGCUGGCGUGAAUGAAUGCAUACUUGCAAACAGAUAUAGCACAACAAUAGCCGAAAUCUCUAAUGAACUGGAUAUUUCUCAUGGAGGUGUGCAUAAAAGUACUGCCGAUCAGCUUCAAUUUCAUAAAGUUUGUGCUCGACAAGUGCCUCGUCAACUGACGGAGGAAUAUAAAGGGAAGCGUUCUGAAACUGCGUUGAAAUUUCUGCGAUGUUACCAAAAUGAAGGAAAUGGGUUUUUUGACAAAAUAGUGACCGAAGAAAAGUCUGGGAUUCACUACUUCUCCCCCGAAAGGAAACGCAGCUCCCUCAAGUGGUAA